AUGCUUCCUCUUAUUCCCUACUCGCUUCUUUUCAUUUGCGUGUUAACCUGGAAUAAUUACGCUGGUUCUUCAAUUACAGAUCCUACAGGUGUCACAGCGCCUCCAGAUCCUAAAACUACCAUAACUAUUCCAGCUCCACCAAAAAUAUUGAUGCCAGCAGUUGUGCGAGCCUUUGCAGGCGACAAAGUGACAUGUUCAGUGACGGGGAGUGUUCCUAUACAUACAGCGAUACUGAAAAACUCAAUAGUAUUGGUAAACACAACGAGCAUAGCAACAAUUGAGCUCCAUGAGGAAGGAAACUACAACUGUGUUGCCACAAGCAAGUAUGGAACUGAUGAGCAGAUGUUCUCUGUGAUACUUUUAGAUUGUGGUUCUUUGAAAAAUACCUCACUGCAGAGUCCUGGAUAUCCAAAUGAGUAUCAAAGUAAUCUGGAUUGUAUAUGGCAGGUUACCAUUCCUAACGGCAUGGCUAUGCGGAUUCAUUUCUAUGAUUUUGAGUUGGAGGGCGAUAUAUGUCGGUAUGACUAUGUGGAAAUUUCCAACGAGAAUAAUGUAAAUUUUGGAAAAUACUGUGGAACGCAGACUGGAAAAACAAUUGAAAUAACUGGAGAAUACGCCGUGAUAAAAUUCCAUUCAGACUCAGCAGAUCAGGAGAAAGGAUUUUCCUUGUUCUUCACUGCUGUUUUACCAAGUCCUCCUGUCAUAUCGAUGCCUGCUGUGGAGCGUGCCUUCGUGAGCGAAGAAAUGACAUGUUCAGCGACAGGAAGUCUUCCUAUACACACAGCAAUAUUAAAGGACUCAACAGUAUUGGUAAAUACUACAAACUUAGCCACGGUUCGCUUCCGUGAAGAAGGGAACUAUUCCUGUGUGGCCACCAGCAAGUAUGGGACUGAUGUGCAGGAGAUAGUAGUGAUACUUCCAGGUUGUGGUUCCUUGAGAAACAACUCACUACAGAGUCCUGAAUAUCCAAAUUCGUACCCAAGGAAUAUGGAUUGUUUAUAUCAGGUUAUCAUUCCUCAAAGCAUGACGAUGAAAAUUUAUUUCGAAGAUUUUGCACUAGAGGAAGCGUCCUUAUGCAGAGAUGACUUUGUAGAAAUUUCCAAUCAGAAUAACUUCACAUUUGGUAAAUACUGUGGAAUACAGACUGGAAGAACAGUUGAAGUAUCUGGAGACUACGCGAUAAUAACAUUCCACUCUGACCUAUAUGGUCAGACAAGAGGAUUUUCCCUGCUGUUUACGGCUGUGUUACCUAGUCCUCCAAGCAUAUCGAUGCCAGUUCUUGUGCGAGCCUUUCCAGGCAAUGAGGUGAUGUGUUUAGUGACGGGAAGUCCACCUAUACACACAGUGAUUCUAAACGACUCGAUUCUACUUGUGAACACAACAAACACAGCAUCUUUUAAGUUCCUUAAGGAAGGAAACUACUCUUGUUUGGCGACCAACAAGUAUGGAUCUGUCUUUAGAGUCUUCACUGUUCUAGAUUGCAGACCCAAAUGUUCUUUCGGAUUAAGAUUUUAUGGCUGGACUCUUUCCUGUACCAACGCAACACCUUCGUACCUUAUGGACUGCCUUCCGGAGAGAACUGAAAACCUGAAUUUAUCUUCAAACGCAAUCAAAUUUCUUCCAGUUGGAUUGUUUGCUGCUGCAGCGAUCGGGCUGAAGGACCUAGAUUUGUCUUCAAAUGCGAUCACCUCUCUACCAGAGAAAGUGUUUGCCAAGCUAAACAGCCUUCGCAAUCUGUUUUUAUCUUCAAACGCCAUUACCUUUCUCCCAAGAGAAUUGUUUGCCAAUCUGACAAGGUUGAGGCAUCUAGAUUUGUCUUCAAAUGCUAUUACUUUCCUACCGGAAACAGUAUUUGCCAACCUAAACAGCCUUCAUACUCUGCGUUUAUCUUCAAACAGUAUCGCUUCUCUUCCUGACGGAUUAUUUUCCGACCUAACCUUCCUAGAGAACCUGGAUUUAUCAUCAAACACUUUCACCAUUCUUCCAGAAGGACUGUUUGCUAAAUUGACCCGACUGAAGACACUGCAUUUAUCUUCAAACCUGAUCAAUUCUCUGUCAGAAGAAAUUUUUCGCGAGCCGAACUCGCUAAAAUACCUGGAUCUAUCUUCAAACACCAUCGCCGUUCUUCCAGAAGGACUCUUUACCAAGCUGACCAUGUUGCGACACCUAUAUUUGUCUUCAAACGCUAUCACCUUUAUUCCUGAGGGAAUCUUUUUCAAGCAGACCGAGCUGUUUUUACUGGAGUUAUCUUCGAACGCCAUCACCUCCCUUCAAGAGGGAUUGUUUGAAAGACAAACCAAGCUGAAUCACCUAUAUUUAUCCUCAAACGGUAUCACCUCUCUUCCAGAAGGACUGUUUACCAAGAUGAUCAGGCUGCAAGAACUGUAUUUGUCAAAAAACGCUAUCACCUCUCUUCCACAACGACUGUUCAUCAAGUUGACCAGGCUGAAUGACCUGGAUUUAUCUGAUAAUGCCAUCACCUCUCUUCCAGAGGGCCUUUUUGCCACGCUAAUCAGUUUGCGGUUCCUAUUCCUCAAUAGAAACAACCUACAACGUAUUCCUCCACGAGCCUUCUAUGCUUUGGAAUUCAUAAGUGCAAUAGCACUAUCCGAUAAUCCCAUACAGGCAAUUGGGUCGGAGGCAUUUCGUUUCCGCAGCCCCCUUACCACUCGAUUAUUUCUUUUGCGAACGAACGUGAAAACAUUUAAUUCAGGAUCCUUUGUGAAUCUCAGCGUCCACGGUUUUAAACUCAAUUUGUGGGGACAAACUCCUCGGAAAAUAGCAUACUACUAUAACAACGAGACCAUGCUAGAAAUAUAUCUGAAUCCCAGCGAAUCACACAUAACAGUUCUCGAAGUCACUUCUAGUUAUUUUGGCUUCAUUCGCUUACAAAAAGCUUUGUCAGGGAUGGGUUUUACACAUACCAUCAAUCACUCUAGCCGCCAAAGUCUAUUUCGACUGUGUCCACUAGGAACAUUUUCAGCGGGAUAUGGGAAGUGUUUUCCAUGUCCUCCAGGUGGAUUUUACUCCGACACUCUUGGUUACGUUGCGGAAAGCUGCAAGAAGUGUCCAAAUGGAUCUUACGUUCCAUUCGACAAUACACCUGGAAAAUCAAUUCGGGAUUGCAAAGCGUGCCCCUUAGGAACUGGUACUGACUUUUUUGCUGGAUAUCGCGCUUGUCCGUGUUUGAAAGGGUUUUAUCGGACAAAUCGAUUCGCUGAGUGUCGCAAAUGUGGCAACGGAGGACUGUUAUGCCAAGAUGACUAUGCGUCCUUAAAAUCCGGAUUUUGGUGGCAGUGGCGGAACGAGACAUUAAAAAAUCACUACCAGAAUUUCAUACAAAAUCUCUUGGCGCCUUCUCCAAGGCUGGAUAACUUUUCCGUGCAAUAUCCGUAUGCUAUCCCUACACCUUACAGGUGCCAAGAAGAGGAAUCUUGCAAAGGAGGCUUGGACUCGCCAUGUGGAAAAGGGUAUGAAGGUCCACUUUGUGCCGUUUGUAGUUCAGGAUAUCACAAGCGACUGCAGUCCUGUACAAAAUGUCCCUCUAAGGCGUGGAUUGCAGCACAAUUGUCGAUUAUCCUGGUACUUUCAUUUCUGCUUCUUGCUUUUCUGAUGUGGAAGAGAACAACCAAAUUGGAAAAGGACCAAGGUCACCAUCUCAUAAAUGUGUUUUUUUCUAGGCUCAAAAUACUUAUUGGUUUUUAUCAGGUAACUCACGGCCUACUAGAAGUGUUCUCGUUCAUUGAUUGGCCAGACUCAUUGCAAGCGGUUGCCACAUACUCUGGAAUAUUUCAAUUGAAUUUGCUUCAGAUCGCACCGGUUCAGUGUCUAUUUUCAGGGUUACAAGUGAAUGCCUUUGGAGAAUUGCUUGUGUUAUUAACACUGAAUUUGACUGUCACCAUUGCCUUGGGGACAAGUUACGUUAUCUAUAAGACAAUCAUCAUGAAGAAUCAUAGUCUACAAGACGAGGAAAAGUCGACAAAAAUCUCCCAAACAAAACAGCUUGUUUACAAAAAUCUGUUUUUCUUUUUGUAUGUGACAUAUCUGAGUACCCUUUCCAAAACAGCCAGUGUUAUUCCAUUUGCCUGCCGAAAACUCUGCAGAGAUGACAGGGAGGAGAUGUGUAGAGAAUACGCUAAAUCGGAUUACAGCAUCCAGUGCCAAGGAUCAAUAUACAACUAUUGGCUUAUCCUGGCAUACGUUUCGGCCGCCUACAUCUUUUCCUUGCCUGCUGCUUCAUUUAUUAUACUUUGGAGGCAACGAAGAGUGAUGCCAUCCAACACAGAAAGUAAUAAGGAUUCUGACACGGAAGUGAUUGAGGGGUUGACGUUUCUUUUUCAAAACUAUAAGCCCACCUCGUGGUACUGGGAACUAGUCGAAAUGUCUCGUAAAGCUGUUCUUACGUCUGGCCUUAUCCUCGUGGGAGAAGAGCGCAGGUCCUAUAUUGGUUUAGCGUGGGUCGUAGCUGGUAUGUAUGGAAUGCUUUUCUCCUGGAUGAAACCCAUACAACUCGCUUCUGAAAACAGACUCAUGUCGACAUCCCUUGCUGUCACUGUUGUAAACUUGGGAAUUGGUGCGGUGGGCAGAAUCCCAGCAGAGAAUACAUCAGCCUUAACAGAUAAACAUAGGGACGAAAUAGUGAUCAAGAUAUUAAUACUUUGUGCAAAUACAAUGGUGAUUGCACAAAUGUUUGUUCAGUACUUGAUGUUUUUCUACGAGUUCUUCAAGAGGUGGUGUAAAAACCCACAAUGGUCAUUUUCUUGUUGUCUGGCUUUACUCAUUCCUUUAAAUGACUUGCAAGGAGAAAUCCAAGAAAUGGCCGGUAGUAACUUGAUGAAGACCCAGCUUGACUCUGGAAUGUUGGAAAAACCGUCCAUUGCUGACUCUGCGCAAGACAGUGAAGCCUUAGCCCUUGGCCUCUGUCAAGAUAAUGUCGAAAUCAAAAAUGAAAUCAGUAUGGAAUUUCACAAGCGAGAGGAAGAAGUCAUCAAAGAAAACCACAACCACAACCAUCAAUGGACGCAAACUGUAGUCUCGUCUUUCGCUUUGAGGGCAGUGCAUGGAUGGAUAAGAAGCACAUUUCCAAUAGAAAAGCAUAUGUACCGCGAAUCUCGGAAGCUUACCACUGAAGUAGAAUGUAAAGUAUCAGCUUAGCUGAAGACAUGUGUGACUGAUUAGGCAGAGAGUAUGGCAACGGCAAACCAAAAGGAAGACAUGAAGAAUAAAGCAGAGAGUAAUGCAUCAGCAAAGCAGAAGGGACGGAAGAAGAAUAAAGUACAAUUCUUUAUCCUAUAAAUCAAUGAGCUGACUGUGCGUUAUCGCAUAAAUCACGAAACAAGUUUAAAAUGGGUGUUAAAUCCCGACUUAUAUUCAGAUAAUUAAGUAGUUGUAGUCAAGAUUAUCCUGUUGACUAAUAAUAUCAUGGAUACGCAUCGAGCAAAGAUCCCAAUUCGACUUCAGCAUAGUAAAUACUAAAUCAUUUAUACAAUAAAAUGCAAUACGGCCUAUCAUAAAAUGCAAUACAUUGAUCACAGAAUUUAGUCUAUUUAAAUGUCAGGAGUUUUAUGAAUAUUGCUAUUUAGUAACUGACACAUGUCAGCCUCGCUAAUCCAAUUCUGUUACAAUAAUCAUAGAAACUCUGCAGCACACUUUAUUACGGUCAUGAAGACGGUAAUUAGCCGAUCAAAAGUUUUGUAACUAUCAAGCAUGGAAGAAUUAACGUUAAGUCCUUUUCCUUCUUUGUAUUCAAAGAUAGGGUAAGGGAGUCGGUAUAUACACGUUGCUUAACAGUUAUUGAGCAUGAAAACUACGCAACCUUGAAAACCAUGUUUA
Pocillopora damicornis (cauliflower coral) is the source of this 5832-nucleotide messenger RNA. RefSeq lists its product as uncharacterized. Lineage: Eukaryota; Metazoa; Cnidaria; Anthozoa; Scleractinia; Pocilloporidae. The record is from RefSeq and is a predicted model, not a curated record. Gene Ontology annotation, molecular function: protein binding.